Molecule: messenger RNA, 1565 nt
Organism: Mus pahari (shrew mouse)
Lineage: Eukaryota; Metazoa; Chordata; Mammalia; Rodentia; Muridae
Gene: C21H16orf91
Product: chromosome 21 C16orf91 homolog
Exons: 2
Coding region: 37-459 (140 amino acids)
Source: RefSeq, a predicted model, not a curated record
AGCGCGGUGCGCCUCAGCGUGCGCGUCGAGGUCGCUAUGGACCGUGUCCUGUGCUCACGGGCCGCGGGAGCGGUCCGGACUCUGCGGCUCGUGGGCUGGGCUUCGCGAAGCCUGCAUCCGCCGCCCCGUGGUCGGUCUCCAGCUCAGCCUGCAGCCAGGGAAGAGGAGGACGAGGACCCCAACCUCCCGAUCCAGUUUUCCGGCAGCAAAGCCACCCCGAUCCGCUGGACGGUGGAGCAUUCCCUGGGGAAGCCGCAGCAGCGGCCCUGGUGGAAAGUGCUGCCGCUCACCCUCACACUCGUGGCUCUGGUCGUGUGGUGCUACCAGAGGGAGGAGAGCGGCAUGGACCAGUGGUUGCGACGGGUGUUGGAGGAGGAGGAGAAGGAGGAGGAGGAGGAGGAGCCGGAAGGUCCUCCGGAGGAGCUUGAAGCUCCGGCCCUCUUCGGGGCUAGAACGUAGCAGGGUGCGUGCUGAGGAAGGGACUAGGCAGCCGUCCUUCUGUUUUGUCGUCGAAUUUGACGAUUUCUGAACUGGUUCUGCGCAUGUCCUCGUUGGUUAAAGGACUUGGAUGGUGCUCUUGGCCCUGAGACAGAAGAACACAGCACAAAGUUGGAGGCUCGAAAUCUGAUCUUUGCCGAACAUCCAAUGCCCAGUGAUUACGUCCAAAGAACUUUUGAGGUUCAUAGAAAAGGUUUUGGGUGCACCUUAUGCUGUUGAGUUGUGAUGUGUGCAUACAGCCUAAUCAUGUUUCCAGAGUUGUUCUGGUGGAGGUGUGCCCUGAAGUUCAUUCGCUUUCCGAGACAGACUAACUGCAGAAGUGUAAUAAGCUAUGGUGUGUGCAACAUCAGUUGAAGCUAUUUUAAAAACUAACAAAUGGAAAAUAUAUUUGGUAAAGUCUAAUGAACUCAAUUUUCUCACCUCCCCUUUCAUCAAGUAGGCUUUGGUUUGUUUGUUUGUUUGUUUGUUUUGAGACACAGUCUCCCUAGAUAGGUCUGGUUGGCCUAGAUCUGGGGCUUUGUAGACCAGCCUUGCCGCAGACUUAGAGAUCAGACUGUUUCUGCUACCAUCUUUUGUUUUUCUUCUUCUUUUCAUUCCCACUUGAGAACUCAAAACAAAAACUUGACAGAAGCGGUAGUGUAUGCCUGUCAUCUCAACACUUAUGAAACUGAGGCAGGAGAAUCCUAAGUUUGGGGUCUACUUGGGCUACAUAGGGAGGGCCUGUCUCAAAAAAACAAAACAAAAUCAUUUUUCAAUAACAUAGUGGCUUUUUGUUUCUGUCUUUUCACAGUGUUGGGGUUGAACUUAGGAGUCUGUUGUGCUAGCCUACCAAUGAGGUCUGUUUCUAGCUCACAUAGAAUUGCCUUUGGGGGGGGGGGCAGGAGUCACAUUUCAUGUAGCAGUUUCGGUUUCUCGGUGUUGCCAGACUGAUAACUUCUCUGAAGGGAUGUGGGCAGUUGAACUCAUGAGCAGAAUAACUGGGGACACUUACUACAUAUCUUUCUUGUUUUCUUUCUUUCUUUCUUUCUUUCUUUCUUUCUUUCUUUCUUUCUUUCUUUCUUUCUUUC